GCAGAAGCCGAGUGAAGGUUUUCAGGAGGUGCCGGGAGGAGAGGCAGUGAGUCGACUGAAACCAAAUCUGCCUCCUGCAGCUCACACAUCUUGAUUCUCCUCUCGGGACUUUCUCAUGGGGGUUGUGACCAGAGUUUAUUAUUAGCACCUCUCAGCUCGCGCUCUCUCGUCGGCUCAUUUCUAUCCGUCUCUGAGUUUGGAUCCAUUUCUGCUCCCUUUUCCUUCAACACGGAAGUUUCACUUUAAUUCUGAGUUUUGCUGGGUUUAGUGGAGCUGCUGUUAAAAGUGUCUCACUGCUGCACUUUAGACUUCUGCUGAAAAGGACACAGCUGGGACUUUUGAUACUUCUCUUUCCUUCUUCACACCAUUAAUUCGAUCAUCUCACAUCUUCAGCCUCUCAUCUUCUUUGCUGCUUUAAAGCAACAUCCGUCCAUGAAGCUGUUCUGCACACCAGCUUUCCCACAGCAGGUCUGCUUUUCCUAAAAAUGGGAAAGAAGGAGCUGCUUUCUCUGCUGAAGGGUUUUCUGGACUGUAUUUGCCUCUGUCUGUCUCGCAGCAGCAGUGAGUCUCUGAGCAGAGACGAGUGGGACGCUGAAAGUGGUCACCUGAUCUACAGAAGCGGGGAUGUCCUGGACGACAGAUAUGAGAUAAUCAACACUUUGGGUGAGGGGACCUUUGGGAAAGUGGUGCAGUGUUUGGACCACAGCAGAGGAGGAAGUCAGAUUGCACUGAAGAUCAUAAAGAACCACGAAAAAUACAGAAACGCAGCCAAACUGGAAAUCAAUGUGUUGGAGAAAAUCAGUGAGAAAGAUCCACUCCACAAAAACCACUGCGUACAGAUGCUGGAAUGGUUCAACUACAACGGCCACAUCUGCAUCUCCUUUCAGCUGCUGUCUCUCAGCACUUUUGACUUCUUGAAAUCAAACAACUUCCUGCCUUACCCACUUCAGCAAAUACGGCACAUGGCAAGCCAGAUCUGCCACGCUGUGAGCUUUCUCCAUGACAACAAGCUAACUCACACCGACCUGAAGCCCGAGAACAUCCUGUUUGUCAACUCCGGCUACUCCCUGGUAUACAACGCAGAGAAGAAGUGCAAUGAAAAGAGAAUCAAUGACACUACAGUGAGGCUGAUCGACUUUGGCACCGCCACCUUUGACUAUGAACACCACUCGGUUGUCGUCUCGACGCGUCACUAUCGGGCGCCGGAGGUCAUACUGGAGUUGGGCUGGAGUCACCCCUGUGAUGUGUGGAGUUUGGGCUGCAUCCUCUUCGAGUACUACGAAGGCGUCACCCUGUUCCAGACUCAUGACAAUAAGGAGCAUCUGGCCAUGAUGGAGAGAACACGCGGGCCAAUUCCUCAAAGAAUGAUCCAGAGCAGCAGAAAGCAAAAGUACUUCCGUUCUGGUCAUCUGGACUGGAAUGAGAGCUCCAAAGCUGGACGCUUUGUUAAGUCCAAGUGCAAACCACUGAGGAAGUACUUAUUAUCCCAUGGAAGGGAGCAUCACCAUUUGUUUGAUCUCAUGGAGAGGAUGCUGGAGUACGAGCCUUUAAAACGCAUUUCUCUUCCUUCUGCUCUGGAGCAUCCCUUCUUCCUGAAUCACUCAGGAAAGCCUCAGGUGUGGAGGAACAGCUGGAACACCAGCAGAUGACCUUUUGGGAUAACAUUCGGAAGUUUACCACAACGUGUCUUGGAUAAGGAGGACUCAUAAGCCAGCAUGGGAAUUCUGUGAUGGUGCUUUAAUGGCAGUUUGAGGUGAACUACACCAACAAAAAAGGAAAAAACUGUUCUGAAUGUCUGAAAAUAAUAAACAAAUAAAAAUUCAGUUAAUUUUUUUAGUUUUCUGAAAACAUUUAGUCCAAAUUAGAGGAGAUACAUGUUCUUAGUAUGUUUGAAUUAUUUUAUGAACCUACGUUUCAUGCUGCGUUGUGUGUCUUAAUCUUUUUUUUACAGUUUGAAUGUAUGAAAAUAACACUACAAAGAUUUAAACUGUGAUCAUGCUAAUCGUUGUAAUUCAAUACUACCUAUUUGAAAGUUUGAUCCAAACUAAGUGGAGCAGGAUGUAAAAACUCAGGGACUGUUGUUUUUGGUGUGGAAUCUACGGUGGCCCUUAAGUCCAAAUCACAUCACUGGACACAAAAACAUUUUAAAGAAAACAACAUAAAUUUAAAAAGUGAAAUAAAUCAUUAAAA
This is a messenger RNA of Oryzias melastigma (Indian medaka), 2190 nucleotides long. Its product is annotated as dual specificity protein kinase CLK2. The transcript has 11 exons. Bases 486 to 1649 code for a protein of 387 amino acids. Gene Ontology annotation, cellular component: nucleus. The record is from RefSeq and is a predicted model, not a curated record. Gene Ontology annotation, biological process: regulation of RNA splicing; protein phosphorylation. Lineage: Eukaryota; Metazoa; Chordata; Actinopteri; Beloniformes; Adrianichthyidae. Gene Ontology annotation, molecular function: ATP binding; protein tyrosine kinase activity.